CAUAAUGACGAUUUUCGAAACAAAUUGCCGGGAGAAUGUUGGAUGUAUCACGAAUCGCCGCGUAGUUGUAUUUUACUUUGGGUAUUUAACUUAACUAGUGCACAUAUAGAGUUCGUUGUCCUGAGAAGAACAUGGUGCAAGAGUUUCAUGUCCUCAGGUGUUUUUCCUGUCAGACGUUUCAAGUUCAUCAGGUGAAAAAGAGCAAAAAAUGGAGCUGCAAGAUGUGUGGAGAAAAGCAAUCGCUCGUAAAGGUGUACGGAAGGGGUUCAGGGGCAGAUUGCAGACGUCACGUCCAGAAGCUGAACUCCCUGCGCGGGGAGCUCCACGAGGCAGAGCAUGCGAGGUUCUCAUGGGAGCCGGAGGAUGAGGAGGAAGAACUCAAAGAGGAAGGCGAUGAAGCUCUGACCUGUGAAAACCAGCAGGGCGCGGCAGGCGCUGUAAGUCGCUGGAGCAAAUACCUGAGCGGAGCAGGUGGGGGGGCGGGGCCUGAGGAGGGGGAGGAUGAGGCGGCGGAGGAAGAGGAGAAUGUUUCCAUGGAGAGGAGCGCCUACCAUGGCAGCUGGCGCGGCUGCACCAGGAAGGCGGGGUACUGUGCCCGUUCUGCGCCGCCACUCCUCCUUUCAGCGGGCGUGGCUGCGGGUCACCUGACAGCAGGCCGCUUGCCUGAGGGCUUCGCUGCUGUUCCGCAGCUGCGUACUCUUUCGCUGCUGAAUGCUGCGCGCGGCAUCUGUUCAACUCGGGUUUUAUGCGUGUGGACCUUUUCACAAAGACGCUGUCACAGUGACGCUUUGCAGGAAAGAACAGGAAAUUGAACAAUUUGAGACCAAGCCUGAAACUUCCAAAAAAAACCAGCCAGGUUUAAAAAAAAAAAAAAAAAAAAGAAAAAAAACCCUGUGAGAGAAAAAAAAAAAGAAAAAAACAAUCAAAUGUUGGCGAGCCAAAAACUCCCCGUUGGGGAAAUCUGAGAGAGAGAGCAGUAGGUUGCAGUUCACUUUCUGCUUUCCCAUAUUCUGAUCAUCCAGACCCAUUGCUAGCAGUGGCUAGUACUACAGACACGGCUGACACACCAGGCCAAAAGAGACUACACUGACGUUUCUAAUGCUUUUUUGGUUCUCCUGCAUUUCAUUACAGCUGAACCCUCUGUGCCUGUUUGCCUUUCAGAAGGGUGUGAAUGGCAUGCUGCCAGUCAUGUAUAUACAGGUGUCACACCUGACAUCCAAUAUCACCUGACCAGACAUUUUCUUCGUGAGUGACAUGCUGAAGAAUAUUUUUUAAGGUCGUUGAUUAAGACUAGACACGCACACUCUGUUCCAUUGUGUGCCAAAAAUCAACCACACCCAAGUAUUUAGCAUGUGGUCUGAAACCUAGACUAGACUAAAUAUGGACAAAGUCACUGUGAUGUCACCCAUUGACUUUCUAUGGGCUUUGUGAAAAGUGUUUUCAAGCCUGUGGUGUGCAGUCUGUCUGUGGGCGCUGCCAUGUUGUACAAUUUGGAGCUAGAGGCUGCGCAGUAGGGAAAAGGGGGACUCUGAUUCGUUCACAAAAUAUUAAGAGGCCAGUAAGAAAACAGCUUGCCGAUUGGCUGCUUUAUGUGUGCGCUGAGUCCGCAAAGCUCAGCGAUUGGUUAUCGGUCGCCAACAGAAAGCGCAAGAGGAGCUGGGGUUUCUCGCUGCUGUCCGGGGAGUCUGCUCGUGCCGAGCGCGGCAGGGUCGACCAAAGUGCAGUUGAGGACCCUUGGCACAGAGCCAAGCAGAGCACGCAGCCUGAAGGGAAGCACGACUCGCACUCCAGCUCCUGGGCAGCAUCAAAAAGUUCCCAUGAUGCCCCAGGCACCAGCAGACCGCCUCCUGCAGCUGACGCUCCUCCCCCACUUGGAGCCAGCAGCAGAGGUGAACCUGAGUCCAGGAGCUCCAAAUGGAGCAGGUUUCUGUCUCUGCGGCAUGAGGAUGACGAGGAGGAUGAGGAACCACAGAGAGACACUUACACAGGUACCUCCAGGGGUAGAGCAGGAAGUGAAAAACCACUAGGUUUCCCUUCUGUCUCCAUGGGUCGAUUUGAAGAACACGGCCGUUUCCAAGAGGAAGUCCGUUUAACCAACA
Anguilla anguilla (European eel) is the source of this 2099-nucleotide messenger RNA. RefSeq names its product MRN complex interacting protein (gene mrnip). Lineage: Eukaryota; Metazoa; Chordata; Actinopteri; Anguilliformes; Anguillidae. Bases 132 to 812 code for a protein of 226 amino acids. Gene Ontology annotation, molecular function: chromatin binding. Gene Ontology annotation, cellular component: nucleus. The record is from RefSeq and is a predicted model, not a curated record. Gene Ontology annotation, biological process: mitotic G2 DNA damage checkpoint signaling. The transcript is spliced from 6 exons.